AUGCGUGAUGACUCCAGAAAGCGCAUCGUCGAGUUGCCUGCCAAGGGGGUCACUGUUGAUACACCGCACUUUAUACCUGCAGAACAAAAGACAUAUAACUCUAUUUACAAUGCGGCAAAGCGGAACUUCGAUCAGCUCGAUGUGAAAGGGCUCAUAGGACAGACUAAACCUUCUGGAUACUCCAAAGAUGGAGCGAUUGAUGCGGACACCUUGAUGAAUGACAUCUCAGAACAUGAUUUGUCGAGUGCCAACCUUGACAUGUCCACUGAUGCAGGAUGCUCAAUCUGCCUCGAAAUCGCAACCGUCACAGUCAAG
Messenger RNA from Suillus subalutaceus, 315 nucleotides. RefSeq lists its product as uncharacterized. The transcript is spliced from 3 exons. The record is from RefSeq and is a predicted model, not a curated record. Lineage: Eukaryota; Fungi; Basidiomycota; Agaricomycetes; Boletales; Suillaceae. The annotation marks the transcript as partial.